This is a messenger RNA of Helicoverpa armigera (cotton bollworm), 8911 nucleotides long. RefSeq names its product bruno 3 (gene bru3). Gene Ontology annotation, biological process: regulation of alternative mRNA splicing, via spliceosome; mRNA splice site recognition. Gene Ontology annotation, molecular function: mRNA binding. The record is from RefSeq and is a predicted model, not a curated record. Gene Ontology annotation, cellular component: ribonucleoprotein complex; nucleus; cytoplasm. Bases 1120 to 2724 code for a protein of 534 amino acids. The transcript has 13 exons. NCBI's taxonomy places the organism in Eukaryota, Metazoa, Arthropoda, Insecta, Lepidoptera, Noctuidae.
UAAACACCACCGGAAUAGCGAAACAAGAAAUUUCAAAUAAUCAACCUAUUCACACAAAGCGAAUUUACUCGCGAUCUGAGGGUGAGUGAAAGGGAGGAUUGUAUCAAGACUCGAGACUCCCCAUGGCAGCUAUGAGGGGACCUCGGAGGGAAUUUUAGGUUAGUGGACAUGUAGGCAUAUAGACGGGAACACGGCAAAUUUGUUGUCUCAUUUAGUUCGUGUUUUGUGCUUUUCGUUUGUGCGUCAAGUCAUGGUUAAUCGUCGUCAAGUGCUAAGUUAAGUUAGAUAAUAAUUUAGUGAUAAGUGUACCAGUAAAAAAUGAACAGUUUUUCUUGUUGACAUUUUCGUGUGUACUGUGACAAAUUGCGUGUGAACAAUCAGAGGUAAACGGCGGGAUAAAAUAAAAUAAAAAUAUAUAAAAAAUAUACUGUGUGUCGGACCGCGGUUUGUUUGUAAACAGAGCCCCGUGUGACGCGCUCUCGCUACGUAAACACUAACAUUAUAUACUUUUUUCACGUGUGGAAAAACUCAGUAAUAACAUUCUAAAUUAAAGGAAAUAUUUAAAAACUUUUCGGAAAAUUGUGCUAGGAUAAUUAUCGCUCAAAAAUUAAUGUGUAGAUUUAGCAUCGUGCCAAAUUUUUCUCAUUGUUAAUUAUAAUUAUUAAUUCAUUAAUUAAUAUAAGUAAAUGUUAUAUAUUAAGGUGUAUUUAUUAAUUAAAUCAAUGUGCAAUAUUAGUAAAAUAACUGUUAAAUAUUAAUAUUUAUAAAAUAAUAAAUAGAACAAAAAAUAUCACUCAUAAAAAACAGAAAUAAAUCCGCGUCAGUGAGAAAAACGGGGGGACGGCUGUACUGCCUACUACUGUUACUAUACCGAUCAAUAAUAUUACGCAUUACGGGGUGACUGUGAGAAGAGACGUAACGCACACAGACGCAGCUCUGACGCACACUCACACAAGCCAGCCCCACCUCCUAAACACUCGCCCUCCGCGAAAAACGAAAGUAAACACGAGUGAGCUUUAAAAAAACUUGCAAACCGAAUUUAUAGAUUAAGUCAACUGAAGUACAAAGCACUGUGAUUAAAAAUUUGUGUUCAUUAAAGUCUGUUAACUGUGAUAAACAAUGCUUGUGGGAGCGAAUAUGCGUAGUGUGAACCCGAUGCUGUUGGGUUACAAUAUGCAGAAUGUGAGCAUGGUGAGCGUGCCUCACAGCCGGGAGUCGAGCAUCGGCACGGCGCCGUCGACGCCGGUGCACGGCGCGAGCGAGAACAAGCGCGCGUCGCCGCUGACGCCGGCGGAGCGCACGGGCGCGCCGCCGGGCGCCGGCAAGGACGCCGUCAAACUGUUCAUAGGCCAGAUACCGCGACAUCUGGAGGAGGACGACCUCCGGCCCAUGUUCGAGGAGUUCGGCAAGAUUUACGAGCUCACCGUGCUUAAGGAUAAGCACACGGGCAUGCACAAAGGGUGUGCAUUUUUAACAUACUUCAAUCCGGAGAGCGCAUCCAGCGCUCAAUCGGCUCUUCAUGAGAAACGGACACUACCAGGGAUGAACCGGGCAAUACAGGUGAAACCGGCGGACAGCGAAAAUAGAGGAGAUCGGAAGUUGUUCGUGGGCAUGCUCAGCAAACAGCAGACGGAGGAGGAUGUGCGUCAGCUGUUCACACCGUUCGGCACAAUAGAAGAGUGCUCCAUACUGCGGGGGCCUGACGGCGCGAGUAAAGGGUGCGCGUUCGUAAAGUUCAGCUCGCACCAAGAGGCGCAAGCAGCGAUCACGAGCCUGCACGGAAGUCAAACUAUGCCGGGCGCAUCAUCGAGCCUGGUGGUGAAGUUCGCGGACACUGAGAAGGAGCGGCAGUUACGGCGCAUGCAACAGAUGGCAGGCAACAUGAGCCUGCUCAACCCCUUCGUGUUCAACCAGUUCGGAGCCUACAGCACUUACGCGCAAGUCAUCACGGAACAGCAACAAGCCGCGCUGAUGGUUGCUGCGACGGCGCAGGGCUACAUCAGUCCAAUGACGGCGCUCGCCUCGCACGCACUCAACGGCAUGGCUAACUCCGUCGUACCGCCCUCUUCGGAUAACUUCUCAGGUCUGGCGAUAGGCACGGGCGGGGGACAGCCUCUGAACGGCGCGCUCCCGUCGCUGCCCUCGCCGACCAUGCCUGGCUUCAACAUGGCCGCUCAGACCGCUAACGGACAGCCGCCGCCGCAGGACGCCGUCUAUACUAAUGGCAUACAUCAGACGUUUACUGGACCGGUACCAGUAACAGCACAAGGCCUGCCGAACGGCGAGGCGGCAGCGUUGCAGCACGCAGCCUAUCCCGGCAUGCAACCCUUCCCGGGAGUCGCUUACCCAGCGGUUUAUGGGCAGUUUCCGCAGCCGAUCCCCCCGCCGAUGUCGACGAUUGCGCCCGCGCAACGAGAAGAUUUUCUUAUGUUCCCAGGCUGCUCGAUCUCGGGCCCCGAGGGCUGCAACCUGUUCAUCUACCACCUGCCCCAGGAGUUCGGAGACGCGGAGCUGAUGCAAAUGUUCCUGCCCUUCGGCAACGUCAUCAGCAGCAAAGUGUUUAUCGACCGUGCCACUAAUCAGAGCAAAUGUUUUGGUUUCGUAUCGUUCGACAACCCGACGUCGGCGCAGGCUGCGAUCCAAGCGAUGAACGGCUUCCAGAUCGGCAUGAAGCGGCUGAAGGUCCAACUGAAGCGGCCCAAGGAUGCCAAUAGGCCUUACUAACCCUAGACGCCGUCCCUGCGCGCUCAUCGCGUGCCCGUGGUGGCGGCCGGGUCGUACGGCAGGCCAGAGGCGCGCCUGUUCGCGAAUUAUCAACAAUUCUAUGGAAUUUACUACACAUUUAUUGUAUAGCAAAUAUCAUUACCUACAUACUUACCUAAAGAAUUAUGCAAGCCCACUCGGCGAGUAUACUAAAUUAGUUAAAAGUAAUUUAUUAAAUCAGCGCGUAGGAAUGCUUCAUUCUUAUCAUUAUCGAUUAAUCAUUAAAUUACUCUAUUAUAUUAUUAUAUAUACAAUUUAUUAACUUUGAUUAAAUUAUUAUUAUUAUUAUAAAAAAUGACACGUUAUAAAAAUUUUGUCAUUCGUAAUCAUACUUCUACUUCUAAGUACUUAACGUUUAACUGAAACUUUUAACAUAAAUUUAUUAUACUAGUUAUUUGCUUGAACUAAGCCAAACUGAAUUUAUUAAGUAAGUUGAAAAUGUAAGAAAAAAAAUGUAUUUUAAUGAUUGUAUAUUGCAAGGAGUUGCAGCGCCUCGGCGAUGCAUGCGCUCGCGCAGUCCGCGCGGCACUGUUGUCUCCCACCGCCGAACUGAUCGCAUCAUAUAAGUGCUCGCAUGCAUCACUAUUGGAGUAUUUAUAUAAUGUCCUAUAUUUUGUUACAUUUUAAUGUGUGUGUGUCUGUAAGCUAUGUCGCUGGCUCGUACCACACGACAUUCGUUUCGACGCAAUCGGCGGGCAAUCACAAAUUGUAAUAUAGAAAGAGCACAUUGUACACGAAGGCUCCCCACGAGACGACUACGUACUCCGUCUGUUCAACGGCGAUUUGUAAAAAUAUAACUUGUAAGUAGGACCAUGUAAUAUAUUCAGUAUCGCGUUGUAGACGCGUCGGUCUGUUCAUGGUACGGCCAGCACUCACAAACCUACAUGUUAGUGACGAUGUUGUUGACAAAAUUAAAUGUUUGUAUUUAACGCUGUGUACAAAUGAAAGUGCACUUCCAACAUAAGACCGAAUACUUAGGCCUUCGUUUCGAAAGAUCGUGUUAUUAUGUGUUGUAAAUUCCAAUAUGGGCUGUGAUAUAAAAAAUAUAAUAUCAACAUAAUGGACUGUACAGGCCGUUCGUCUCUGUAUUGCAUAUGUGUGUACCGCUCCCGCGCCGCCCGCGUGCCGCGCGACUCCCGCCCGUCGAGUCUGAUCUCCAUCGCGUUACAUUCCAGCCUGCUGGCUUGCACUACACUGUUAUCAACAGGACAUUACUUUUCUAUACAUUGUUCUACAACUAUCAUAGUAAGCGAGUGCCAGUUAUCUAAACCAAUUAAUCAUGAAAAGAGACACUUUCAGAGAUUUCCUAAAAAGAAAAAAUCACUAUUUAUUUUUGUACAUACCGCAGGAAAUUUCAGAAAAUGUCUUUUCAACAUGACAAUAUUCGCUCGCCAAGCUACAGAUUGUUCGUACGCGCCGUCGUACCCAGAUGUUAUUAAAUGGCUAAGCCCUGUAGAUAGUACAAUUGUCGGCAAGGCGGAGGUCGCGUGUCAGGCGGCGGCUGCUCGCGAAGUCGCGAUGUCAAUUCUCCAGGAGCGCGCUUCCCCUACUUUAUUUCAAGCAUUCGUGUGUGUGUCUGUACAUUAUACAUAUAUAAAAACUAUUCGUGUUAAGGUGUUAAAUACAAUGACUGUGACUAAAUGCGUCCGGGGAGUCAACAGUGAGUGGUGCGCGAACUACCAGAAUACAAAACUAGUGUAAUUUCUACUGAAAAAAAUAGAUUCAUAAUCAAGAAAAGUACCAAUAUAAAUAUAAAAUAAUACUGAGAUACCUUAGAUAUAUUGUGUGCGCGCGGCGAGUCGCGCAGUGUGCGUGCACAGCGCCCGCCUCUAGUCAAAUAUUACACUCACCGCAACACAUAGAAUUUUAUAUUUACACAAAUAAUUAUAUUAUAUUGAUAUAGUAUUCUAGUUUUAGGCGUUUAUGAUUUACAAGUAAGCAGUGUGUUAAGGCGAUAUUCGUAAAAAAAAUGCAAGUCUAUCGUUUUAAGUGUCUCUAGUUCUUUUCUCUUAAAUCUUGUCUCACCAUUGUGCAAUACGUUGUUACGCUUUUUGAAAUUGUUUUAGCAUCGUUUUUAUUUAAUGCAUUAAGUAUUUAUUUGUUUCUUAAAUAUGAAUGUUUCUUAUGUUACCGUUGUAGAUAAUUCGUCGACGUGGUCUCGUUUCGUAAACCGACUGCGAGCCGACCUCAACGCGCGCGUGCGUCGGGUCUAGUUGUAGUGCGCGGUCGCGGCUGCUCGCCGGCCGGCGGCCGCGUGAGGUUGUCGCGACCGACUUAGGUUACAGGUUACACAAAUCGAUGCCAAACCGGAACACGUAUACUUAGUAAAUCGAUUAUCGAUAAUAUCACCUCGUGGGUAAUGUAGGCGUAAUACGCCCGGGCACCGCCCGGGACGAUUAAUAAUAUUGUGUACUUAUAUCUUUAUACUGAUUAAAAUUAAAAAUUCCCUAAAAAUAUAUUGCGGAAACGCGAACAUUUGUAAUAGAUUAAUGAGUCCUCUCAGAAUGUAUAAAACAAUCGCCCAUAAAAGUGAUUCUAGGAUACAGGGUAUGCUUUGCAAUUAUUUAAAUGUAUCUAAAUAAUUUGUCACGUAGGCAGAUGUUGCCGACUGCCUGCCGUAGAGUGGCGCAGUGCCCGCAUCGCUCUCGGGUCCACUAGUCUGUCGCAUUUUAUACUCUGUGGUACGCACGUACCGAGUCAUCUCAUCGCUGUCCGCUUGCGUUCCGUUCGGCAGCUCUCGCGUAUCCUCUCACUCGUCACGACCACACUCGCGACACAUCAAACACUACAUUCUUAGUAUUACGAAAUCGAAUUUCUAAAACUAUUAACUCCUGACAUUUUAUAAAAUAUUUAUAAAUCGUUCGCAUACUCCAAUACGUCGCUCGCGCAGACGUGAACAUGAUCGAUGCACUCAAGGACGUUAGAAUCGUUGGUAUGCGGUAUGCGAAUCGAAGGCGGCUCGUUGUAAGGCGAUAUAGUUAGUUAGUCCGUCGGACGGUGCGGGAGUGACGUCACUCGCCAGUGCACAACAGACUGCCGGCCACCGUCCGGCGCUAGUUAGUACAUAAGAUGAAUGCCAAUAUUUUAAUCAGAAAAAAAAAACAAACCUUAGAAUUGGGAAUUAUUAAUCAUAUUAUAUCUAUUUAUAUAAUAAAAUAUGGAGAGAGGCGCAUAGUGCUUUUAUGAAUAGUAGGUUCUAGUAAUGAAACAAACGAUCUAGUCAUAUCUCCUUUCUGUUAUUUAUUUUUUCUAUCGCUUAGCAUAGUUUAGCUUCAAGCACACGUUCGUACUUAUUUACGUAUUGUCACGUAUCUUAUUUGUGUACUUAGAGCGUCUAUCCGUUACUGUUACGUUCCUGAGGUGUAAUAGAACCAGUUGUUCCAUAGAGCAGUCACUAUUACUUACUAUGUCUAACUUCCUAACUAACUUCAUUAGAUCAAUAUUUUCACAUAAACCUACUAUGUUAUAUGAGAUGAAAAUAUACUACUAAUUUUAAUUUUUUGAUAAGUUAUCCAGAAUACUGUUACGCAGCAUCCAUUACCUUUAGAUUAGUUAAGGUUAAUUGAGAUAAUUUUAUCGGUAUAGAAAGGUAGAGCACGAGUUAUGAAUGGUAUAACCGUUUGGUUAAGUUAGAGGUUUAAAAAGUUACCUUAGGACAAGUUAAAGGAGUAUGAUAUAGGUAGAGAAGAUAUAACUCUCAUAGUUCUGCUAAAGAUAGUAAGUAGUAUGUUGACUGUACGUCCGAGUGGAGUACAGUCAGCAUGGGACUAUAUCGCGCCGUCCGUAAACAUCUCACUAUAUGUAACCGAUACGACUCUCUGAAUAGUUUCGCUUCUACCUACUGGAUAUAUUAGUGGUUAUCGACUCUGGCCAGACGUCACAGGUUUGUUUCUCAAUUAUUGAGUCCACCUCGAGCCCUGGAGCCUGCUAGAUGUGACUUCUGAACGCAUACUGUAGUGUAGACUAUUGAACUGAACUGCCAUCGUAACACUGCUUAGUGCAAACUAGUUGUUCUAGAAAGUCCUCUUGGCAGACGCCGGCGGCUCGCGGUGGAACGUGUGCAUAUUAGUUGGACAGUAACUCGAUUUGUACAUACAUAUGACGUCAUAUCUUUAGGAGCUUACUAGCCUUUUGCCCCGGGACCGCCCGGGCGGGUGACAGGGUGUCGCUGUGUUAAUGCUAAGUGGAAAUCAUAAUCAUUAACCGUUUUUUAGAAUGGUUACACGCUACUAAAGUGUAAGGGUGAAUUAUACAGGCGACUGGACUGAAUCAACCAUUAACUGUAGAUUAAAUACAGCCUACGUAAAUAUCGAGUUUAAGAUAGGUUUUAGCCAAAUUCUCAUUGUAUAGUGUUAACUUCUCAAAUACUUUCCACUAGUUGCAGUCGCCUGAUAAAAGCCCAAAAUGUAUAAAAAUGGUGAACCAAUUAAAUACUCGUAAACUAUGUCCCUCACAUUGUUCUGGAUAACUUAUAUUGGAAUAGUUUAAGAGUAAACAUGCACGGUUUGUGUUCAGGAUUGUUCGGGACCUGACACUUGUAAACUACGAUUAAGGUCUUAAGCUGUUGAUGAUCAUAUAUUAAUUAACCAUCGAUUAAAAAGUCGAUGCCAUCCACCAUUGUACAUUCAUAAACUGUAUAAUAUUAUGUGAAGAAUAAAUUAUAUGCCAUUAAAUAAAAAUAUACCUAACGCUAUGUAAAAGACCAUCUAAAUCUUAUGUAUAAAUUAAAGUAGUCUUGUUUCAGCCACUUCAACAAAAAUAUAUGAGAAUGCCUCCAGAAUAUGUGUUUAUAUUUCCCCGAAUGAUCCUGGAGACGCCGUCCGUCUGUUUAAAUAUAUAUAUAGCUUACGAAGGGACACCACACGGUGCCUGUGAUAUACGCUUGUAAUGAUCGUCCAAUCAACCUACACUAUGUAUUCUAUACGACACUAGACUCUGGGCUUUAUGUUGCUGUCCUUAAGUCGUACCGCGUUACCAAUUUGUACAAUAUUCAUACCAUAAAUUAUAUCAUUUUAUUAAACUAACUCGAAUUAAUUUUAUUAUUAGUAUUAAGACAUUUACUAUUGACGUCGGUAGACUAGUUGAAAACACAAGGGUUACUGAGCACAAAAUUUAAGAUAAUAAAACAUCGUUGUUCCGCUUGAAGACAGAGAAGGCGAUAUCGAUAUUGUGUCUCUAUCUCUCUCUCGCAGCGCAACGAUGGUUUACUUUAUAUAACUGUCUCGAAUAUACAUAUAGAAUAAGGCUUAGAGAUAUCUGUCAGCUGUCAACUGAUCUAUCGAGGUCGAUAGAGUUUCAGGCUAUCUAUCGAUAGUAGGCUAAUUAUCGACAACACCGGAUGUUCGCGAUAUGUAACGUUUGUACAGCGGCUGCCGCGAAGCAGCCUCGUGGCAUCGCUAACACUCAGCCCCAACUUGUUGUAUUAUAACAAUUUAGUUAACUUAAUACGUUAGACAAAUAUUGUUUAAUGAUUGUCGUUUAAUGCGAUCAUUGGACCAGUCUGCCCAGUUGUACGUACACUCAAAUAAACACGUUCAAUUUAAUGAAAGUUUUAAUAGGCUUGUUAAAGUCGUCGACUAUUUAACUUUUAUAUAAUAUUCAGUGAAUAGGUUGGAGUUAUUAUUUGGUGACUGCGACUGGGCGGGCUGCAUCUUAUCACGUUUAAUAUUAGUGAUGUAACCUUAUGUUCCCAACACUGUGAACAGAGUAUAAACUCCAGUGCGUUUGAUAGCUAGCCAUUGAAAUGUUUAUUCUCAUAUAUUGUUAUAGUUCGCCAAAGAUUUGUAAAAAAAAUAAAUAAAUAAAGAGUGUUAUGAUCACUUUUGAAACGUCGCUAGUUAAUCGUUCAUUUUUAAUUUUUAUAUUUAUGAACUUUAUUAUUAGUGUAGAGUUAACAGACAGACUAUUAGCAAAUUGUGGAAUAUGUUCUUAGAUACACGUUAUUAUGGAACUAAUACAAUAAUAAUUCGCCUACUUUGCAUGUCUAAUUUAGUUAAUGAACUUUUAAACCUAUUAUCGAGUUAUUAAUAUGUAUAUUGCUGAAAUAUUUUAAAACUAAAUUACUAUUCAAUUAUUUAUUAUUAUACACUUAUUACGUUUAGUAUGCUAGAAAUAUGAUGAAGGAUAAUAAAUAAUUUUAAUUAUAUUA